Dipodomys ordii (Ord's kangaroo rat) is the source of this 6321-nucleotide messenger RNA. RefSeq names its product coiled-coil and C2 domain containing 1B (gene Cc2d1b). The coding region runs from base 371 to 2935 and encodes 854 amino acids. NCBI's taxonomy places the organism in Eukaryota, Metazoa, Chordata, Mammalia, Rodentia, Heteromyidae. The record is from RefSeq and is a predicted model, not a curated record. Gene Ontology annotation, cellular component: nucleus. Gene Ontology annotation, molecular function: RNA polymerase II cis-regulatory region sequence-specific DNA binding; DNA-binding transcription repressor activity, RNA polymerase II-specific. The transcript has 24 exons. Gene Ontology annotation, biological process: regulation of transcription by RNA polymerase II.
GGCCGAGGAACUGCAUUUUUAGUUUUAAUUAAAAUUUAAACGGAAAUAGCCCACUGUCUGGACAGUGUUGUUGUAGAGCCUUCCUAAAUCCUACCCAGCCUUCUACCCUCCCUGUAUGCAGAGGUACUUCCUUGGAUCUGCCUUCUAAAUUGGUCACUUCACUAAUGUGUGUGAAUCUACACUUGCUACUAACAAUUUCCCUCUCCCCCUCCCCUUGCUUUAGCACUCUUAAUUCCUAGCAUUGUUAUUUCACCUUUUGGGGCACAGCAUGGCCACCAUGAGGUGCUUCCCACUGUUAGGAGCACCAUUCAUAGUCUACUCAGUCUGAGUCUCUUCAACUCCCCAACUGACAGGUAUCUAGGCCGCCAAGAUGCCAGGGCCAAGACCUCGGAAGGGCCCUCAAGCCAGUGGCCAGGGUGUGGCAGCUGCCAAGCAGCUGGGGCUUUUUGUGGAGUUCAAUCCUGAGGAGAUGCUGCUGGGGAUGGACGAGACUGAAGAUGAUGGGGACCUGGAGGCUGAGCUGCUGGCUCUCACAGGGGAAGCAGGGAGCACAGUGAGGAAGCCAGCACCCAAGGCACAGGCACCUCUGCCCAUGGCCCACAUCGAGAAGCUGGCAGCAGAUUGUAUGCAGGAAGUGGAGGAUGAAGAAGAUGAGGAGGAAGGACUGGAGGAGGAUACAGAUCUGCUAACAGAGCUGCAGGAGGUCCUGGGUGUGGAUGAAGAAAUUGGAUCACUGGAUGGUGGUGAGGCCAAAAGCCCAGACCUCUCUGAGGAGGAUAAGAGGCAGGAAGACACUGAACCUCCAAUGAAGACAGCCUUCCUCAUGGCUUCCAGCCCGGUGACUGAGGUUGGUGAGCCUCGGGGACUACAGGCUUUGCUGGAGGAACGGAUCCAUAACUACAAGGAAGCUGUAGCCAGUGCCAAGGAGGCUGGUGAAGCAGCGAAAGCCAGGCGCUGUGAACGAGGUCUGAAGACUCUGGAGUCCCAGCUUGCUACUGUGAGGAAAGGCAGAAAGAUCAAUGAGGAUGAGAUCCCACCACCAGUGGCCUUGGGCAAGAGACCCCCUGCCACCCAGGAAACUAGUAGAAAUCUGAAGGCGGACUCUCCAGCUCUUCCUGCCAUGGACCCAGACAGUUCUUCACAACAUGAGACCAGCCUCCCAGAAAGCUCUGCCAUUGCUGCCUCACCUGAUUCUGCCGCAGACCCACAAGCCCUCCUCUUGGCUCGACAGAGAGAGUACAAGGUGGCUGCUCUCACUGCAAAGCGUGCUGGAGAUCUAGACCGGGCCCGAGAGCUCAUGAAGAUUGGGAAGAGAUUCGGUGCUGUCCUGGAGGCCCUGGAGAAGGGGCAGCCUGUGGACUUGAGCGCUAUGCCCCCGGCACCUGCAGAUCUGAAGGAACUCUCACAGGCUUCUAAGAUGCCGACAGCAGUCCCAGGCCUGUCCCCAGCAGUGGAGCGGGUACAGCCAGUGAUGGCCCCUGCCAUCCCAGCGACCGCAGUGGCCCCUGCAGAGCCACAGACAGUGCUGGACGCCCUCCAGCAAAGGCUGAACAAGUACCGAGAAGCCAGUAUCCAGGCCCGGGCCAGUGGGGAUGAGCGCAAGGCCCGGAUGCAUGAACGAAUUGCCAAGCAAUAUCAGGAUGCUAUUCGAGCACAUCGAGUAGGACGGAGAGUGGACUUCGCUGAGUUGCCUGUUCCUCCAGGAUUUCCCCCCAUCCCUGGCUUGGAAUCCAAUGUGGGCACCUCAGAAGACUCAGUGGCAGCAACUUUGGCAGCUGCCCAAAGACUAGCCUCAGAGGAUGCGGCCCCAGCAGAUGAAGAUGAGGAUGAGGACAAGGGUGAGACCCCAGCGCAGGCCCCAGUGGCCAAGAAGCCGGCACAGCCUUUGGGCCCUCCAGCCCGGUCCUUACCUGAAUCUAAAGCUUCAAGUUCUAAGGAGUCACUGAAUCCAUCUGUGCAGGAGCAGUUAGCAUUGCUGGAGGCUCGGAAACUGCAGUAUCAGCGAGCAGCUCUGCAAGCCAAGCGCAGGCAGGACCUGGAGCAGGCCAAAGCUCACAUGCGGGUUGCCAAAUGUCUUGAGGCUCAGAUUGCUCAGGCCAGAGUUGGCCGACCUGUUGACUUUUCAAAGGUGCCUUCACCCUUGACGGAUGAAGAGGGUGAUUUCAUCCUUAUCCACCAUGAGGACCUGCGACUAUCCCAGAAGGCUGAGGAGGUAUAUGCCCAGCUACAAAAAAUGCUUUUGGAGCAACAUGAGAAGUGCCUGCUGUUCUCCAAGCAGUUCAUGCACCAGGGCAAUGUGGCUGAGACAACCCGGUUUGAGAAGCUUGCUGAGGACCGUAAGAGACAGCUUGAUAUCCUGCAGCUGGCUCAGGCCCAGGGCCUCGAUCCUCCCAGCCACCACUUUGAGUUGAAGACAUUCCAGACUGUGAGGAUCUUCUCAGAGCUCAAUAGCACAGAAAUGCAUCUCAUCAUUGUCCGGGGAAUGAACCUCCCAGCCCCUCCAGGGGUGACCCCUGAUGACUUGGAUGCUUUUGUGCGGUUUGAGUUUCACUACCCUAACUCGGACCAGGCUCAAAAAAGCAAAACGGCUGUGGUGAAGAACACAAACUCCCCAGAAUUUGAUCAAGUCUUUAAACUAAACAUCAACCGAAACCACAGAGGCUUCAGGAGGGUGAUCCAGAGCAAAGGAAUCAAGUUUGAAAUCUUCCAUAAAGGAUCUUUCUUCAGAAGUGAUAAGCUGGUUGGCACAGCACACCUGAAAUUAGAACGACUGGAGAAUGAGUGUGAGAUAAGAGAAAUUCUGGAGGUCCUUGAUGGAAGGAAGCCCACUGGCGGGAAGCUGGAGGUAAAGGUGAGGCUGCGAGAGCCUCUGAGCGGGCAGGAUGUGCAGAUGGUCACUGAGAACUGGCUGGUCCUGGAGCCCAGGGGCCUGUGAGCAGGUGGUCAGCACUAGGAGAGAACCAACCAGCGGUGAUGUGAACCAAUUGGCUUUCCCAGCUUCACUAGCUUUGAAAGUCUUUGUAUAUAAGAGAUGCUGCUACACAAGCACCAAAGACCUAGAGAAUGGGCCCUACUAACCAUGGUUCUGGCUUUCCUCUUACGGGCCCCUUCUAAGCCUUCAUGGAAGCAGGCUGGAUCCCAGAAGCUACCCCAACCUGCCCUAAAUGUGGGUGAAGGCAAGGAAGGAUUCCCUCAUUGCUCUGUCAUGGAGUACUUCAGCCCCUUAACCUCUGCAUUGCAACUGUGUGCAGCUUACCCCUGCUCCCAGUUGUACUAUUUCUGGAUGUGCCUUUAAAAGAUGUAACUGAAGGGACAGGAUGUGUGACGGUGAUCGGAACUUCCACUAGUGUUCCGUGAUAGCUGGUUAGUCCCGUUCAGCCAAGUUUACCCCAAUUCUGCCUGUGCCUGUGCCUUUGUUCCUGACAGCUGCUGCACUAGCCUUCCUGCUUCCCAAGGGACAAAGUGGAAGAGGAAAGAUACUUAUGGUACUACUUUGGUGGGAAAUAAGGGUAAGGUUGUAUCUCGGGUUUGGUCCAUGUACCUAAGAAGGAAGACUGAUAACAGAGGAAAAAAAUACAUAUAUAUUUAUAUUAAAGUUUAUGUAGUCAUUUUUAUUUAAGAAACUAGGUCUCGCUCGUUGUAGGGAUUUUAUUCUCUACACACAGUGUAAACCAUCAGUCUAAAACAACAGUCCGCUUUAAAAGCCAAGCUCACAGUAACACGGAGCCACUGCACUUGUGGCUUCCUCACUUGAGAGAAAAGAAGGGGAAGAAAACUCUUCCCCUCAGCUGAUCACCUGAGAUUUCCCUUAAUUCUUUCCACAAAGUUUUCCUGUGGAUGGAAACAAUGAAGGGAUUUGUAGUAUAUUUAAUAUUCAAAACUACAGUAUUCUACAUUUUUUUAAGAAAUAAACACCCUAUUCCCUAUCUCUUUUUUUGAAGCAUUAUGUUCAAUGAAGUGUUCUUCAAGAUUGUUACUAAAACCUGUAAUGAAGCGCUUAUUAUAGUAUUGUAUAAGCAUAGCUCAGGGACUGAAUUCAAGCAUGUGUUGGGAAUAACAGGGACAGGCCAUGCUUCUGUGCCCCAAAGAACAGAGCCUAGUGAAUAAUACAGCAGGACUACUAUCAAAGGAUUUUUCUAACAGCCCUCUAGCUCCUAUCUUUCCUGUCAUUUGUGAGCUAGACAUACAUGAGAGAUUGAACCCUCAAUUGCUGUCUUAUAUGUCAAAAAGUAAUCUAGCAUGAAAAGAAGGGUCAUCACCUUUGUGAAAUGACCUAGAGCAAAAAGGGCUGGCCUGAAGGAUGCAACCAGUCCUUAACUUCACUUUUGUGUUUGCAUCCAACCCAGAAUGUGCCAAAAAGGUGGAAUUAUCCUCAAGUUCUAAAUUCAUGCCUGUGCUAGGAAUAUUGUUUCAGUCAGACAUUUUCCGUGGCUCUGAAGGUUUUUUCUUAGGCAGCCCGCUUAAUUUCAGUGUGCUUCAGCUGAGAUGCCCCACAAAGCCACCCACUGGACUUAGAGACUAAGGUUCUUAAAAGGCCUUUGUUGUGGCCAGCACAUUCAUGGGAGUGGGAGUGGCUUGCAGAGCUUCAUCUUAUCCUUAGAUCUGUCCAAAUAAAGUAACCAGCAUUGGAGGUGGGGAAGACUAGGAACUAGCCACAGUCCAAGUAAUCUUCAAAUUUUAUAUUGUUUGGUCUAGUACAGAAUAUACUUCUGAAUUGGCAAACUGAAGAAAUUUUAGCAUUAGGAAGCUUUGGUCAAAGUGCAAAUUCUUGAGUGACUUUAACAUUCUUUUUUCUCUGAAACCUGCACAGUUGCUUUCAAAUUCUCAAUACUUACUUUCCAAAUAUUUGUGGUCUCUCUUUUAAGAUUUUGGUCUUUUCAGGUUGAACCCAACAUUGGGGCUGAGAUAGGUGGAUACAGGGAACUUGCACCUGGUCUAGCUCUAUCCCAGGUGGAUUCUUCUCCUUCUCUGGGUAUCAUUCUUUUUCCACCCCCUGGCCCUUGUAUUUGUACAAUCCCUAACAAGUCUCAAUGAGUUUUAGUAAACUAGAAACCUCCAUCACAGCUUAAUUUCAGAAAGUGUUGAACAGAUUAUCUGAAAUAAUUUCUUAUGACCAUAGAUAAAUCAGAAGUUUGAGGCUUACCAGCAGGAACCAAUCUAAGUAAGGAAAUUACACAGUUAGAUCCCCCAUAAGUCCAGGUGUUCAGAAAUUGUUGCUAAGAAUAACGGGAGAAACUACACUGCCAGGCCAUUUUAUAAACAUGCAAUUUUUUUUUAAUUUAGUAAUUACCAGAAUGGCAAUUUUGUUCCUUUUCAGUUGUCUUUAAGUUUACAAUAUAGAAAAUGUCUGAUUAGGAAUGUAACGUUUCAGCAUUUAACUUUGUAUGAUAUAAAACCAAAGAUAAGAAGGGGAAAAACUAGUUUUAGUUGUUUAUGUCCUGUUUCACAGGAUGGUUUUUCUACACAUAAAGGGCAUUUUACACAGUUAAGAAUGGACCCGAUUAUACAAGGCCAGAGCUUGAGUGGGAGAGUUAAAAGCUUGCAUUGACUGUGAAGAAAUCUGUACAAUGGCAAACUGUAUUUGUUGGGAGCAGGAAGAAAAGAGCUAGGAAAUCAGGACAAGCCUCUAGAAGCCCUGGACUUGUGAGGUACAUUUAUACUAAGCUUGCUAUGGACACCACAUAUACCUGCCCUUGUAAACAACUGCUGUGGGUCUCGUCUGGUUGGUGGGGUAGUAGUCUGGCAGUCCCAGGGCUCCAUCCUUUACAACUAAUGCUGUGUAAGCUAAAUAGCCCCUGAGAAGCUUGGUGCCUCUGGUCUAUGAGAAAACUUACAAUCAAUUCUCUGUAGGUUUUAUCAGCAAAGAUGGGAGGGAGAUGUGGAAUGUAAUCCUCACCCAGCCCCAUGAAGAGGAUAAACUCAGCCAGACAUACUUCAGACUAGGCUUUUGAGAAUCUGGAAAAUAGCUUCAACCUCAAACAGCUGUAUAGCCUGUUAUUGCCAAGUGUUGGGCCCAGCUGUAGCUUGGGAAACAGCCUCUCACUGUCCUGGAACCCAGAACAUUUGAAGAACACUUUGGCUGCAGAGACUAAAUCCUGUACUAAAUUCUGGACUUUGAGAUGAUGUUAAAUAUAAUGGAGUGGGUUUCCUGAGAGCAAGAGUUUUCAAAUUGGGUUGUGACAUCCUUUAAUAAGAAAAUGAGCACGGUUCCACAUAUAUCCUGGGCAGACCAGACUUGGGUUUCUAUAUAUUAUCAAUCUCACUAAGAAACCAGCACUUCUAGAAACACUGGUUGAUUCCAAACCUGGGGCAGGGCAAGUA